Prunus dulcis (almond) is the source of this 1495-nucleotide messenger RNA. Its product is annotated as heavy metal-associated isoprenylated plant protein 3. The transcript is spliced from 5 exons. Bases 235 to 1185 code for a protein of 316 amino acids. NCBI's taxonomy places the organism in Eukaryota, Viridiplantae, Streptophyta, Magnoliopsida, Rosales, Rosaceae. The record is from RefSeq and is a predicted model, not a curated record. Gene Ontology annotation, molecular function: metal ion binding.
ACCACCAUACAUGAUAUAUAUGUGCACAUCAACAUCAUACGCAACCGCCAUCAUCGCCAUCAUAAACCGCUUGAGGAACACCACAACUGACUCCGAAACUCUCUCUCUCUCUCUCUCUCUCUCUCUCACUCUCUCUUUAAAUACCCACCCACUGGCCUUACCGCAUUUCCUUACUCUCUCCACUCACAAUUUACACCAGAACAAAGAAAGAAAAAACCAACCAAACACUUCACGAUGGCCAAGAAGAAGAACAAAAGUGGCGGUGAGAACAACAACAACAACGAUGUGGCUGAGAAGAAGAACGGCGAUGGAGGUGAGAAGAACAGCGGCGCUGGGGGUGAGAAGAAGAAGGAGGACGGCCCCAUCCCCGUUGUGUUGAAGGUUGACAUGCACUGUGAGGGCUGUGCUACUAAGAUUGUCAAAUGCGUCAAAGAUUUUCAAGGCGUGGAGUCGGUGAAAUCUGAGUUCCAGGCGAAUAAGCUGACGGUGGUCGGAAACGUGGACCCCACACAGCUCAAAGACAAGCUGGCCGCCAAGACCAAGAAGAAAGUCGACCUCAUCUCUCCCCAGCCCAAAAAGGACAACAAAGACGACGCCAAGAAAAACCAGCCUGAGAAAGCAAACGACGACAACAAAAAACCCAAAGAGGCUCCGGUGACGACGACGGUUCUCAAGCUGAACUUGCACUGCCAGGGAUGCAUCGGGAAGAUUCAGAAGACUGUGAGCAAGACCAAAGGGUUCCAUGAUAUGACCAUUGAUAGGCAGAAGGAUUUGGUGACGGUGAAGGGCUCAAUGGACAUGAAGGAAUUGGCUGAGACUUUGAAGGAGAAGCUCAAGAGGCCUGUUGACAUUGUGCCACCAAAGAAGGAGAAGGAGAAGGAGAAAGGCGAAAACAACGGCGGCGGCGGCGGUGGCGGCGGAGAUAAGAAGAAAAAGGAGGAAGAGGGGGCCAAUGGUGGUGGAAAAAUGGAGGGGCACAAAAUGGAGUAUCCAGCGGGUCUACCCGGAUUCGGACAAGUUCCAUAUGGAAUGGUAUAUGGACCUGGAUUCGGCGCAGGAUACGGGUACCCGCCUCAUGCUCUGCCUCCUCAAACUCUGCCUCCUCAAGCUCCUUACAUGGGGAACCCCCUUCAUGCACCUCAGAUGUUCAGCGAUGAGAACCCAAAUGCUUGCUCUAUAAUGUGAGAAUGGUCAAUCAAGGAAGAAGAUGAUAGAGUUAACUUAGAAAAUCUGAAAUCAGAAGAAAAGAAAAAAAAAAAACUGUAAAUAAGAGAAUAGACAGGUUUAGAUAUGAGAAAUCUCAGGGGGGGUCGGGUUCAUCCAUAUUUGACCCGGGGCUCUAGCUAUUAGAAAAAUCAAAAUGGUCAUUUUGGGUUUCCUUUGUAUUUCUUUUCAUGAAACUACUAUUUGUUUUGUUGUUGUGAUUUGGUUAGUGAUAUUAAUGCUGUUUUGGCUAAAAACGCUUUUUGAUAAUUAAGUUCGGUUGUUAUCUGAA